Messenger RNA from Malania oleifera, 1916 nucleotides. Its product is annotated as glycylpeptide N-tetradecanoyltransferase 1-like. NCBI's taxonomy places the organism in Eukaryota, Viridiplantae, Streptophyta, Magnoliopsida, Santalales, Ximeniaceae. Gene Ontology annotation, molecular function: glycylpeptide N-tetradecanoyltransferase activity. The coding region runs from base 394 to 1698 and encodes 434 amino acids. Gene Ontology annotation, cellular component: cytoplasm. The record is from RefSeq and is a predicted model, not a curated record. Gene Ontology annotation, biological process: N-terminal peptidyl-glycine N-myristoylation. The transcript is spliced from 2 exons.
ACCUCUGAACUUCUUAGGCAUUGAGAGUAGAAAAUCCGGAAGACCAUUAGGCAAGCGGCGUUGCCAAGGCGGCAGGAUUCGAAGUAGAGAGAGAGUAUUUUAAAUGACAAAUAUGCCCCCGCAAUCAGUGUAAAAUUACGAGGGAAGGUAGCUCUAUUUCCACGCCUUGUUCAUGAUUCCGUCCACACCACACCAUCUUUCCACUACUCUGUUAAGUCUCCCAACUUUUCUCGCAAAUCUCAAUUUUCUCUUUCACUCUCCGCUUAACCCUAGAUCUCCGUCGAGCUAGAACGAGCUGAGAAAGAUCGAUCCGAAGACGCCGAAACCAUUUUCUCGGAUCCAAGCUCUAAUUUUCUGUUCAGAGAUCACUACUAGUAAAUUAAGUCAAAAAAAAUGGUCAAUAACAAUUCAUCCCCGAGUUCUCCUGGCGAAGACCAAAACCCCAAUCCUGAUGCACCUCCACCUUCUGAGAGUGACAUUGCGAUUGAUGCACUGGCUCGAAAGGUGCAGGAAUCACUUUCCCUUGGAAAAAGACACAAGUUUUGGGAAUCCCAACCUGUCAGACAGUUCAAGGAUGUUGGUGACAGUAGUUUGCCCGAAGGCCCAAUUGAACCUCCAACACCACUGUCCGAAGUCAAGCAAGAACCUUACAAUCUUCCCAACUUCUAUGAGUGGAUUACUUGUGAUAUUGACUCUGAAGAGAUGUGCACUGAAGUUUAUAACCUUCUCAAAAACAAUUAUGUUGAGGAUGAUGAGAACAUGUUCAGGUUCAACUAUUCGAAGGAGUUCCUUCGAUGGGCUCUUCGCCCUCCAGGUUAUUACAAAAGCUGGCACAUUGGUGUUCGUGUCAAAAGUUCAAAAAAGCUGGUUGCUUUUAUUACUGGUGUUCCUGCAAAGAUUCGUGUCCAUGAUGAUGUUGUUAAGAUGGCAGAGAUUAAUUUCUUGUGUGUUCACAAGAAACUCAGAUCAAAAAGACUAACUCCUGUCAUGAUUAAGGAGGUUACUAGGAGGGUUCACUUGGAGAAUAUCUGGCAAGCAGCCUAUACUGCUGGGGUGGUUCUUCCAACGCCAAUCUCAACCUGCCAAUAUUGGCACAGAUCAUUGAAUCCAAAGAAGCUGAUUGACGUUGGGUUUUCUAGGCUUGGUGCUAGGAUGACAAUGAGCCGGACAAUAAAGCUUUACAAGUUGCCGGAUUCAGCAGUCACACCCGGGUUCAGAAAGAUGGAGCUUCAUGAUGUUCCUGCAGUUACACGAAUACUUAGGAAUUACUUGAGCCAGUUUGCAGUUGCACCUGACUUUGAUGAAGAUGAUGUAGAACAUUGGCUUCUUCCAACUGAGGACGUAGUGGACAGUUUUCUUGUUGAAAGUCCUGAGACUCAUGAGAUCACUGAUUUUUGCAGUUUUUACACACUUCCUUCAUCUAUCCUUGGCAACCAGAAUUAUUCGACAUUGAAGGCUGCUUAUUCUUACUACAACGUAUCCACAAAAACUCCAUUGCUUCAGUUGAUGAAUGAUGCUCUUAUUGUGGCAAAACAGAUGGACUAUGAUGUUUUCAAUGCGCUAGAUGUGAUGGAAAAUGAAUCAUUUCUGAAGGAACUAAAAUUUGGGCCAGGUGAUGGUAAACUGCACUAUUAUCUUUACAAUUACAGGAUAAGACAAGCAUUAAAACCAUCAGAGCUGGGGCUUGUACUCCUAUAGCACAAUCUUGUGGCGUGAACCAUGGGAAGUGUUCCUGGAUAACGUGUUCAUUUUUUCCUUUCCUUUUAUUUUAUUUUAUUAUUUUUGGUUUGUGGGCAUAAAUUGCCUUGAUAUACUUUGUUGACAACUAUUGUUAGGCUUUAGAAUUUGUUGUGCAAGUAACAAAUUUUGUGGAUUGUAAUGCCUGAGAAGCAAUUAUGAAAUUCUUUGCCUCUGCA